AGAGAGAGAGAGAGAGAGAGAGAGAGAAAUCAUAACACUCAGUUAAAGAUGAGAUGCAGAGGGCAAGACAAUAAGUGAGUGAAGAAAACAGAGAGAGGAGAGGUAGCAAAAAUAAAAAAGGCAAGCAGACAGAGACGCUCUCUCUCUCUCUCUCUCUCUCUCUCUCUCUUGAAAAUUUCAGCUAGCAGCAGUGUAAACUGAAGAGAAACAGAGGGAAGAGGAAUAGUGCAGGAUUCUGCAGCAAUACUGACCUAAGAAGGUUAUAUUACACUGCACUGCACUGUGCGGACUGCACACACACACACAUAUACACACACGCACGCACACACACACACACACACACACACUUGUGCAGAGGGGUGUGAUGCUGACAUCAGGUCGACAGCAUUUGCCAGUGUGUUGUUUCUGAGCAGAGGUGAAAGAGAGAACAGAGCAGGAGUGUGUUUACUCCUUGGCAAACAUUGUGUACCAGAGUUGCAAAGUGUGUCAGACAGCCAUGAGAAGGAUGCUGUCCCUCUUCUGCUUGCUUUCUCUGGCAGCACGUUUAUCGGAAGCAUGGAGACCAUCACAGCCACGACUGCAAUUUCAACACUCAGAGCUGGUGCAUAGCGGCAGGCUCCUGUCUCUCUCUGUGCCUGCUGGGGAUCUGAACUCUCUGCUGCCGGAUGAAGAUGACCGGCGCCUUUAUAUCGGUAUGAAGAACCAUCUGCUCUCCACCAGCCUGGAUGACAUUACACAAACACCCCGCAAGAUACACUGGCCUGCAAACCCAGAUCACAUCCAGGACUGCUUAAUGGCUGGGAAAGACCUGCAGAUGGAUUGUGCUAACUUCCUGCGUGUGCUGGAGCGGUUUAACCAAACACACCUGUAUGCUUGUGGGACUGGAGCAUUCAACCCUCGCUGUGCUUUUAUCCCCACCAGCCUCUUUCUUAGGGCUGAGGAACAAACCCUGAAGUAUGAAGACACUGAAUCAGGGAAGGGAAAAUGUCCUUAUGACCCUCACCACAGAACGGCUACUGCCAUCAUAGAUGGGGAGCUGUAUGCUGGGAUCUCAUCUGACUUUCUAGGUCAUGAUACAUCAUUCUUUCGCAGUCUGGGAUUGCGACAUGCAAUGCGCACUGAACAGUAUGGCUCUACCUGGCUGCAAGGUGCUGAUUUUGUGCAUGUCACAGCGAUGUCAGAGAGUGAUAAUGAGGAGGAUGAUAAGGUGUACAUGUUCUUCACUGAGCGCGCUCAGGAGGCAGAAGGGGCGGUUGGGAAGGUCCUCUAUUCUAGAGUCGCCCGCGUCUGUAAGAAUGAUAUUGGGGGUCAGCGUAGUUUGGUACAUAAAUGGAGCACGUUUCAGAAAGCUCGUAUUGUUUGUUCUGUACCAGGACCUGACGGAAUGGAGACACACUUCGACAAACUGCAGGAUGUUUUCAUUCAGAGUGGAAAGGACAAAAAGAACCCUCUCAUCUAUGGGCUUUUCACCACUACAAGCAACGUCUUGAAUGGAUCCGCUGUUUGUGUUUACCGGAUGCAGGACAUUAUUCGAGCUUUUAAAGGAAACUUCCUACACAGGGAGGGACACCAGUACAAGUGGACAGAGUAUACAGGCAGAGUGCCCUAUCCAAGGCCUGGCACAUGUCCCAGCAGCACUUUUGGAGGUUUCCGAUCCACAAGAGAAUAUCCUGAUGAUGUCAUCUUUUUUAGCCGGACACAUCCUUUAAUGAAGGAGGUGGUAUAUCCUCUUAGAGGUCAUCCUUUGCUGAUCAGAGUAGGAGUGUCUUAUAAACUGACCCGCCUACUUGUGGACAGAGUGGAGGCUAUAGACGGACAAUAUGAUGUGUUCUUCAUUGGCACAGACACUGGCCUGGUUCUGAAAGCAAUUCAGCUUCCUAAAUCCAAUGGACAGGAUCAGGCGGUCACACUCGAACAACUGCAGGUGUUUAAGCACAAGUCACCAAUCACUGCCAUGAUGCUGUCCAAGAAAAAGUGGUUAUUUGCUGGAUCUGCAGAAGGUGUGGUUCAGUUAGGUCUGUUCCACUGUGAUCUACACGGCCAGGCUUGCGCUGAGUGCUGUCUCGCUAGAGACCCAUACUGCUCCUGGGAUGGGCACUCUUGCAGCCCAUAUAUGCCAACUGCACACAGAAGAAACAUUCGUCAGGUUAAGGAUGACGGCAACCCGCUGAACCAGUGUGUCAGACAGGGAGCUGGUCUUCAUGUGGAGGCAGAGGAAAAGACACUGGUUGUGGCUGUGGGUAACAGCACCUAUCUGGAGUGUCUAACCAAAUCUCACCAUGCCACCGUCACCUGGUAUAAAGACAUAGGAGAGAACAGCCUGGAACAACAUAAGGUCGUAUCUGGAGACCAGCUGGUUAUAAUCGACAGGGGCAUCCUCAUUCCCAGAGUGAAGCUUAAUCAUGGAGGUGUUUAUCACUGUCAACUAGAAGAGCAUAAAUUCCGCUGGACAGCCGUUACUAUUCGCUUAAUUGUGUGGAGCCCCACACUGUUCCCCAUGCUUAGCUCCACCAAGCCAUGGUACCAGGAUGUGAUGGCACUGAUUAACCACAGCAAACUGGAGCGACACUGCAAAGAACUUGGCCAACGUCAUAACAACAAGGAAUCAGGGAAUCACAAGCAUAACAAACAAGAUAGAAAGAGAGGAGACCGGCACAAACACAGAGGAGAAGGGGAGAGAGGGGGAGAGAAGGAGAAAGGGCGGGGGCGAAAGAACCGAAGCAGAAUGCAGAGCUCAGCACAGAGGGUACCGAGGAGUGCAUAGACACAAUCACAGGUGUUUACACAGCUGCUCAGGCUCACACAUAAACACAAACAAAACAUGCAAUAUCCAAUAUAUACAUUGUACAAUGAUUCAUUUUUACAGUUCUUGACAUCCUGUUAGGAUAUUAACUUAAACAUGAAGGACUGUUGCUAACUAGGAAUGUGUUUAAUGGGAAGGCUGAUCUGGAAGUGUUGGGGUCAAGAGAGGACAAGUUUGCUUUAAUGUUAAUAACUAAUUAAUUCAUUAUAUGAGGACUGUGUUAUGCAGAUCUGACAAAUCUCCUAAAAUAAGAGUGUGUCCCGAAUUAUCUUCUGUUGAAAAAAAAAAAAAAAAAAAUCUUCCGAAGUUAGGGAGCAUCUUAAAAAGUUCUUUGUUUUAAAAAGACUGCAGUGUUGAUAGCUCUUUUUUUUCUCUGUUGCACAGCAUCUGUACUGACUGUAUGUAUUGCCUGGAACCAUUGUGCUCUUAUUUAUAGUUCAUGGUAUUUAUUUUCUUUGUGAUAUAUUUGUCUUGCAUUUUAUGUGUGUAAAAAUUUUUUUUGAUAAGGUGUAAUUUGCUCUGCCGUCAUUAAUGAAGCUUAUGCUUCUCCGCAGAAGAAACUGUCUUGCAGUGGGUUUAGAAAGACUUCAAUUUACUGAAAGCAAAAUAAAAUUAGUGGCCUCAAAAAAUAUUUGGAUGCUUAAGUUACACUUAAAAUGUUUGAAAUGUAUUGCAUUUGAUAACAGAAGUCAAACCAAGUAGCAUUGGCAAACAAAUAUCAAAACUAACUUCACUUUUCUUUGCCUAAUUGUUAUUACUUUUAACCAACUGAUGUCUCAAGGUGAUUUCUAGUAAAUGUAUGAAGUCACACAGAUGCACCACAGGUGCAGUUUAUCACAUUAACUAUGGACAUGUUCCUCUACCAUUUGAAAACUUUAAAGUGUCCAAAUACUUUUUGUCAUAAUUUCAUACAAUAUAUCUGUUGUUUUAACAUUUUCAACCUAAACAUUUAUAUAUUUUUAAUAUUUUUUUAGCGAGGUGUGCUUUAUUUAAAAUAAAUGCACUUGGCUUGUUAUUUUGUUUUAAAAUACAAAGACAUUCCUACAUUUUUAAGCAUCCAAAUACAUUUGGGGGCCACUGUUUUACAUAUACACAACACAAGUAGCUCAUGAAAAAGUAUAAUCACUUCAGUGAUGCUGUAGUAUAACAAACUUGGUGUGUUUCUGUGUGGAUGGCUGGAGGCACAAAGGGUGUGUUUAAUAUAGCUGGAGUGAAAUGCCAGGGCAGACAUCUACUUUCUCCUGCACAUGGACAUAUGCCUGCCAAGAGGUUUGGCACCUGCCCUGAAGUGCCUCCAUUCAGAGGGAUGGGAAAAAAGAAAAAAGGAUGGAAUACAGUAAGGGUUGUGAGCUUUAAAGUGCAGUACAAACAGAGGGGAAAGGAAAAAAUAAACAUGCGGUCAGACUCCCACCACAUGAGAGAGAGAGAGAGAGAGAGAGUGUGUGUGUGUGUGUGUGUGCGUGCGUGCGUGCGUGCGCGCGUGUGUUUUUGGCUGCAUGAAACUCAAGCGUUGUUGUUUAAAAGAAACAUUAAAAAUGCAGAAUAGAUGUUUCAUACUUGUCAUGUUUUACAUAUGAAGAGGCAGAUCCUGCCAUCAAUUAUUUAAACCUUGUCAAUCAUGUGAGCUACAAUUUUUUUGCAUCAUUGUUCUGCCUAAUUGUAAAUUGAAUUUAAACCUUGAAUAAAGUGUUUUGGAAGGCUCUCAUGAGAGCAAGAA
This is a messenger RNA of Xyrauchen texanus (razorback sucker), 4520 nucleotides long. Its product is annotated as semaphorin-3ab-like. Lineage: Eukaryota; Metazoa; Chordata; Actinopteri; Cypriniformes; Catostomidae. The coding region runs from base 497 to 2764 and encodes 755 amino acids. The record is from RefSeq and is a predicted model, not a curated record. Gene Ontology annotation, molecular function: neuropilin binding; chemorepellent activity; semaphorin receptor binding. The transcript has 17 exons. Gene Ontology annotation, biological process: negative chemotaxis; positive regulation of neuron migration; neural crest cell migration.